AUGGCAGAGCGGCAGUAUGCCGAGGCACUGAAGGCAAUUGAACAUGCGCAGAGUCUAGAGCGUGCAGGUCAAAUGGUCCAGUCCGUGUCAAUGUUUAAAAAAGGACUGUGUAUUCUUAAACGUCUAUCAGUUGUUGAAUCAGCAGCGCAGCGUCUACGAAUGCAGCCAAUGAUUAAUGACCUCGAGACGCGCAUUCAGAUGCUACAGCAGACAAGUGACUUUCUCUUGGCUCAAGCAAUGGAAUUACAUACAAUAGCCAAGCGAUUAGAAGAGGAAGUAGAACCUGCAAAAGUAGAUAUUGUGAUUGACAGGUAUAUUACCACAGCUGAAAGCUACAUGAAGGCACUAAAUGCAUUGCCAUCAAGUGAUAAAAGAGCUAAAGCAGCAGUAAAGGAACAACUGGAGUAUGUAAUUGACUAUAUAUCGAAACUUAAGAAUCAGAAUCAGAUCAGGAUACAAUAUCAUCAAGUCGACAAGACGACAUUGCAAUGGCCAGAACCACCACAUUUACAGCAAAAUAAAAAGACAGAUAUAGCACAAUUAUGUACGUCUAUUGAUACGACAUUUGGUUGUACACGACCGUUAUUAUCAAAAGAGGAGACGAAGCAGAAGCAGAAGGAGAAGGAGAAGGAGAAGGAAGAGAAAGUGAGGACAGCGUAUACACCACAGGAACUUGAUGUGUUGCGCAGGUCAUCGCAAAUCAAUGGACAUUUGUUUGUACCGUGGCUGAAUGAUUUAGAUGCACAGGACAAGUUUAGUUUGCCAGCACCUUAUAAUGAUCCUGAUGGGUAUCUGCCAUUAUCAGUAAAGCAGCAAAAAAAGGAUGUGAUCUGGAUGCGGCCGAGCGAGUAUGCUGUCAAGUGUGGCCAUGCUCCGGUGAUGAUAGCACAUGGAGGAGUCAACCCGUUGGUGGUGAAGCAGGAUAUUGUCACGGACUGUUCAUUCGUAGCGUCGCUUUGUAUUGCUGCAGCUUAUGAACAGAGAUUUCAGAAGCGGUUGAUCACAAACAUUAUUUUUCCAGCAGAUUUACAGACAAAGCAGCCAGUAUACAAUCCAUUUGGAAAAUACGUUGUCAAGUUGUGGGCUAACGGUGUACCUCGAAAGGUGGUGAUUGAUGAUUUUUUACCUGUCAAUGCAUCUUCAGGGCAACUUCUUUCAAGCUGUACAACGCACAAGAACGAACUUUGGGUGAGCCUUAUUGAAAAGGCUUACUUGAAACUGAACGGCGGGUAUGACUUUCCUGGCGGCAACUCUGGAAUUGACUUGUUUGCUCUUACAGGAUGGAUCCCGGAACGAGUUUCCAUUACUGAGCUUCUAGAUGCACCAAACAAAGAAGACAGACUCUGGGAACAAUUGAAGAGCGCGUUUCAUUACGGAGACUGCAUUAUUACAAUAUCCACAGGAGACGUUUCCAAGCAAGAGGCCAAAGCAAUUGGACUUGUGCCGAUGCAUGUUUAUGCUGUUCUCAAUGUGCUAAAAAAUCCCUGGCACAAGAUGAGUUGGAAAGGUCCCUUUUCGCGCCACGAUAAAACGCGAUGGAACAGUGCUAUUGGCGAGGAGUUGCGCGCAUACCAGCGACAGUAUUACGCAGCUGAGGAAAGUGAAACGGAGGAGCGACAAGAUGACGGAUUGUUUUGGAUUGACUUUGAGUCAGUAAAACGGUACUUCGAGAGCCUAUAUAUGAACUGGAACCCUGAGCUAUUUCCUUACAAAGGUGUGUGCCAUGAGCACUGGCCCGUGGAGCUUGGACCUGCGAACGAUUCGCUCACACUCGGGUUUAACCCACAGUACUCUCUGACAUUCAUCAAGAACGGGCUACUUGCAGAAGGAAUGACUGCGCCAUCUGGUUCUUGCACCGUGUGGGUUUUGCUGUCGCGGCAUAUGAGUACAAUUGACCGCAACGUAGAUUGCUCAAAUCAGCAGUUUCUUACGCUUCAUGUUUAUCGAGGUGAACCUGGAAAGCGCGUGUAUUACAAUCGUAAUGCAGUGUCGCGAGGAACGUAUAGCAACAAUCCACACACGCUCGUAAGCUUGGAUCUGGAUUUCGCACACGAGUCGGAGCUGUCCUUCACUCUCGUGGCUUCGCAGUACGAAAAGUUUGCAGCCAUAGACUACACUUUGUCCGUUUUUUCUACGCGGCCGUUCACGUGUGAGCCUAUUCCACAGUUGGUGACAACAGUACCUACGUCAAUCGUGAUCACCGGCGCUUGGGAUUCUGCCAGCGCUGGUGGUCGUCCGUAUUACUCAACAUUUAUGGAUAACCCUCAGGUUCAUUUGCAGUUACAGGGACAAUGUCGAUCUAUUUUUCUGUUCCUCACGACUGAUGCGUUUUAUUCCAAGGAUAGUACGGAUGUCAGCUUUCCUAUAAACUUACGUGCUGCAUUGCACGUACGUGAGCGUGUAUGUGAUUUACAUGCUGCAGAGUACACGCCAUCAGAGAACAAAGAGCUGUUAAAGGUACUGAGUUCUGGCGAGUAUCGGCCAGGUUUUUGUUUUAUCGAGAUUGAUGCCUCCCUUGCUACAGGCUUGCAUGACAUUGUGCUGAUUCCAUCUACUUUUGAGCAAGGCACUGCCGGUAACUACACGCUGAAAGUCGCAAGUGAUUCACCUUCGGGCGCGAGUAUCGUUUAUCGCCAACUACUUCCUGAAGGCCACGGUAUGGAGCUUACUCGGCUGCAUGGCAAGUGGGACAUUGGAACUGGUUCUGCGGCCGGCUGCUCCAAUUAUGGCUGCUAUACGUUUAAUCCAAAAUAUUUGGUACACGUGUCCCAGGAGUGCGAUAUGUUGGCGCGUUUGUUAGUACUGGAACCAGAAAUUGAUGGCUCACUAGGUGAGUCUCAAACAGAAGCCGCUACCAUUGUUCCAUCAAUUAACGUGUCCGUGUUCAAAAGCACGUCAGAAGGUCAUAUGUUACUUUCCACAAACCCGAAAGCAGCGUUUGCAGGUGCCACAUCCGCGUACGGCGUAUACGUCAGCGGUGCCCCUUGCGGUGUUUUGGCUAAAGCAUCUGAACGGUAUUCGCCAGGAUGGUACAUCGUACUUCCAUCAACUUAUGAGCCACAGGAAUUGCAUUAUGAACUUCGCUUGUACGCAUCUGCUCACGUUGACGUGCGCUGUCUCUAG
Molecule: messenger RNA, 3123 nt
Organism: Peronospora belbahrii
Lineage: Eukaryota; Oomycota; Peronosporomycetes; Peronosporales; Peronosporaceae
Source: the annotation of a GenBank genome assembly